This is a messenger RNA of Haliotis rubra (blacklip abalone), 1335 nucleotides long. RefSeq lists its product as uncharacterized. The record is from RefSeq and is a predicted model, not a curated record. The transcript is spliced from 2 exons. Lineage: Eukaryota; Metazoa; Mollusca; Gastropoda; Lepetellida; Haliotidae. The coding region runs from base 1 to 1335 and encodes 444 amino acids.
AUGACGGCAUCCAGGCACAUCAAGAUGCAGUUUACGAUCAACCUGCUGGCACAGUUGGGCUGGCUGGUGAAUCAUCAGAAGUCGGAGCUGGAGCCGACCCAAGAUCUACAGUUCCUGGGCAUCAGAUUCCUGACGCUAGAGAAUCGCAUCCUGGUGCCCGACGACAGAUGGCAGAGCAUCCAGUCGUGCAUACCAGAUGCCCUCAACUCUCCACUAGACUUAAGAACGUGGCAGCAACUCUUGGGUCUACUGACGUCAGCACAGGCUCUCACACGCAAAGGAAGAUUGCAACUUCGACCGCUACAGAGGUUCCUGAUAGCUCAUGUAGACGAUGUCCAGAAAUUUGCCAUCCCACAACAUCUAAAGCAGUACCUGCUUUGGUGGACAGUAAGAUCGAAUGUUUGCGGCGGAACCUGUUUGAGAGAGCCAGAUUACGACCUUCAUCUCUACGUGGAUGCGUCACUCCAAGGCUGGGGGGCACAUCUCAACGACGAGGUUGCACAUCAACCAGCUAGAACUGAAAGCAGUAAUAGAAGCAGUUCUACAUUGGGAGACGCAGUUAAAAGAUCAGGUCCUGAUGAUACACACAGACAACUCCACGGUGGACUUUUACAUAAACCUGCAAGGGUCCACAAGAUCAGCGCCACUGCUUCAACUGACGUUCCAGCUGUUCGACAUCGCAGACGAAAUCAACCUGAAGAUGAGGGCUUGCCACAUCCCAGGGGCGAAGAACGUCCAAGCCAACGCCCUAUCCAGACCAGUACAGCCAUCUCCCACAGAGUGGAAGUUACAUCCAGAGGCGUUCCAGUGGGUAACAACAUAACUAGGCCGUCCCCUCAUCGACCUGUUUGCAACCCGUUUCAACCAUCAGGUGACAACGUUUGUCUUUCGCCAGUGCCGGACCCGCUGGCAUGGGCUGUCGACGCCUUAGCCAUAUCCUGGGAAGGAAUGAAGACUUACGCCUUCCUUCCACCGAUCCUGCUACUACAAGUACUACGCAAGAUCAACCAGACGAGGGUGCUACAACUGAUUUUGAAUCGAGGAUACUCCACUAGAGCAGCCAAGGCAGUUACCUUGGCUCUACGAAGAUCUACACGUAACCCGUAUGAUGACAAGUGGAGAAGCUUUGACCAGUAUGCUGUUCGACAGGGGUUCACGGCCAGGAAGGUGACACACCCACAAGUAGCAGACUACUUGUGUCUGAGGUCCACUAGACAUCUGAAGGGCUCUACAUUGUCUACACACCUUGCGGCAAUCAGCUCUGUCAUCACCAUGAAGACAGGCGUGAAGUUGACCAAGGUGCCUGAACUAGUGGCCCUGCUGAGAUCAAGUUAG